Molecule: messenger RNA, 2872 nt
Organism: Tribolium madens (black flour beetle)
Lineage: Eukaryota; Metazoa; Arthropoda; Insecta; Coleoptera; Tenebrionidae
Product: protein FAN-like
Exons: 11
Coding region: 145-2796 (883 amino acids)
Molecular function (GO): protein binding
Source: RefSeq, a predicted model, not a curated record
UAAACAAAGUUUGAGGUUAUUAACACAGUUGAAAACGUUGCAAGCUAAAUUCUUUAGAUAAAUGUAGUUUCAUAAUAUAUGCAAAAUGGUGCAACUGUAGUUAUCUCAGCAACUUUUUAAUUUAUUAAUUUUUAUUGAGUGACAAUGGAUCGGGGGAAGUUUUCGUUAUUAUUAUUGGAUCCUGGUGAAAUAUACUUUGAAGACUUUAGUGCAGUCUUGAUUCCUCCAGACAUAACUCCAAAAACGUUCGAUAUAAAGAAACAGGAUGGCAGGUUGAAAAUGUGUUCAAAAUCUUUAGUUUUUGACCCAAAAGAUAUCUACAAACCAAUUAUUAAAAUACCGUUAAAAGAUUGUGUUGUGAUUGAGCAAUGGAAGGGUCAUGCUAAAUAUUUAACAAAUAAUAACGUACUAAUUGUGAACUGUCGAGAAUAUAUAGAAAUGUUAGAAGGAAAUAUUGUUGCUCCUUACAAAUUUCGUGAGGCCACUAAUUUUUUGUUUCAAUUAAAUUACGCUAACAUUAUGAAUUGUUUGCCUCAAAUUUGUCAAUUACAUAGGGCCAGCACUUUACCGGCUGCUGAACAAGCUGACAUGAUUGCAACUAUUGUUCAUUCACGACAUGCACGAGUUAGUUUUGAUCCCUUGUGGUUAGAUUUAUAUGAGAAGGUUGUUUUGGAGACUGAAGCAGAUAAAGUUACACCACUUGUUGUAAACCCUGGUAGACUUUUAUUAUCAACCUCACGAUUAUUUUUCCAACCCUACAAUAAUGUAGAAAGUGUUCCAGUCAUUAAAAUUGAACUUAACAGCAUCAAGAGGAUGGUCAAACGGCGGUUUUUGUUGAGGCAUAUAGGCUUGGAAAUAUACUGUAGUGAAAAUAGUAGUAAUCCUCACAUUUAUCUAUCAUUCCGAAGUCAAGAAAAACGCGACCAUUUAUACGAAAAUUUAUUAAACCAACCGGUCCUAAAAUUGGAGGAAUUAGACCAAGACAUGAUGACCCUCCAGUGGCAAAAUGGUAUUAUAUCAAAUUAUGAUUAUCUCCAAUACAUCAAUAGCUUAGGUGACCGUACAAUAAACGAUUUGACCCAAUAUCCCAUCUUCCCUUGGAUUGUUUCAAAUUACACCGAUCCCGAAUUGGAUUUCAAAGACCCUAGAAAUUACAGAGAUUUGAGCAAACCAGUAGGUGCAUUGGACGAAGUGCGCUUGUUGCGACUUCUUGAACGAUAUGAAGAAAUGUCGCAUCCCAAAUUCAUGUAUGGGUCGCACUAUUCGACUCCUGGUUUCGUCUUGUUUUAUUUAGCGAGACUUUACCCUCGUUACGUUUUGUGUCUACAAAGUGGGCGUUUCGACCAUCCGGACCGAAUGUUCAAUUCAGUGGCAGAUGUUUACAAAAAUUGUCAAACCAACAUGUCUGACUUUAAAGAAUUAAUACCGGAAUUUUACGACGUGACCCAAGAAGGAAAUUUUCUUGUUAAUAAUCUGGGAAUCAAUUUUGGGUAUCGACAUAAUGGACUUAAGGUUGGGGAUGUGGAAUUGCCUUCUUGGGCGGACAGCCCCAAAGACUUUAUUCGGAAGUUGAGAGACGCCUUAGAAAGUGAUAUCGUGUCGCAGGGGCUUCACCAAUGGAUAGAUCUGAUUUUUGGGUACAAACAACAAGGAGAGGAAGCGGUGAAGGCCAAUAAUUUAUUUUAUCAUUUGUGUUAUGAAGGAAAUGUCGAUUUGGGUAAUAUACAAGAUUUGAAUCAACGACAUGCCUUGGAAGUGCAAAUCAUGGAGUUUGGGCAAAUACCGAAGCAAGUGUUCAAAGUGCCGCAUCCUGCGAGGAAAAUAGGGCUUCCAUUAUUGACUGAACCGCAUCAAAUUAGUUUAACGGAAACCGAAGAUCUUUGGAAAAACAUCAGCAACUUAGAAGUGGUUUCCACAUUUAACACACACAAGAACACUGUGAGUCACCUUUUUAUCAGCGACGACGGGACUCGAGUGACUUCAGUCGGCCACGAUUCCAAACUGAAAGUGUUUUCUUUGGAACAAAAUCGCCAGACUAGAAGUGCAAACAUCGGAAAUAUGCCUUUAAGUAGCUGCAUUCAAAUGCCUAACGUCAAUGUUUUGGUUAUCGGAAGUUGGGAUAAUCAAAUCCUAUUGUACGAUUUAGACUACGGAAAAGUGACCGAAAGUGUAUUAGCACACGAAGAUGCAAUCACUUGCAUGUGUUGGGGUAAAAAGAGUAACAUUUUGGUGUCGGGUAGUGGCGACUGUACUGUUAAAAUAUGGAAAGGUUUGAACAAUAACGGAAUAAUCAAGCCGAUUCAAUGUUUACAAAAACAAAUCGAUCACAAUUCGCAUGUUAACUGUUUGGAUUUUGACAGUGAUAACAAACAUCUUGCUGUUGGUACGGAAGACGGGGAAGUCUACAUUUGGAAAACGAACGAAUUUACCCUUUACAAAAAAUAUGCAAUACAUUCAUCCAGCAUCACAGCGAUUAACUAUAGCCCCGAUGGCUUGAAAUUGGCUCUAGGUGGCAAAAACAAAACUUUACAAAUUGUAGAUGUCGAAACUGGACUUCCUGUUUUUACGAAAACUUUGAAAUCGGCUAUUUCCUGUAUGAAAUGGGUCGGAUUUUUGAUUGUUUUAGGCUGUGAAGAUGGUAGUUUGUUUAUUUGGGAUAUCGUUGAAGUUAGAUUACUUUAUGAAAUCAGUAAGGCCCAUUCAGGAGCAAUAAAAACUGUCGAUAUUUCACCUGAUAACGCUGUCAUUGUUACCGGAAGUGAAGAUCGCCUUAUCAAAGUAUGGAAACCAAAAUAAAACAAUAAUUUUACAUAGUAUUUUAAAAACUUAAGUAUUGUGAUAUUUUUAAUAAAACUCUCCCAUUUUUAUUUUA